Syngnathoides biaculeatus (alligator pipefish) is the source of this 868-nucleotide messenger RNA. It is a transcript of the gene dctn6, whose product is annotated as dynactin subunit 6. The coding region runs from base 141 to 710 and encodes 189 amino acids. Gene Ontology annotation, biological process: mitotic spindle organization. The transcript has 7 exons. The record is from RefSeq and is a predicted model, not a curated record. Gene Ontology annotation, cellular component: dynactin complex. Lineage: Eukaryota; Metazoa; Chordata; Actinopteri; Syngnathiformes; Syngnathidae. Gene Ontology annotation, molecular function: dynein complex binding.
ACGAGCAAUGACGACACUGCAAGAGAGGAGUUAAAAAAUUAGCCCAUGCCCAUAAUUUGGUUCGGUCGUGUAGUCGAUUGUCGAGCGCCGCGCAGUCGAUUUUGCUUAACGGCGACUGCCUUCUCAUUUCGUCCAUCGCGAUGGCGGAUAAACAAACCUCUCAGAAAAGCGUUAAGAUCGCAGCUGGAGCUGUGGUGUGUGUUGAGAGCGAGAUCAAAGGAGAUGUGACUAUAGGCCCGAGGACAGUGGUCCACCCCAAAGCCCGAAUUAUUGCAGAAGCGGGACCCAUCGUGAUCGGAGAAGGCAAUCUGAUCGAGGAACAAGCCGUCAUCAUUAACAGUUACCCAGAAAACAUCACACCAGAUGCCGAAGUGGAGCCAAAGACGAUGACAAUCGGCGUCAAUAAUGUAUUUGAAGUCGGCUGUUUGUCCCAAGCCCUGAAAAUUGGAGACAACAAUGUUAUAGAAUCGAAAGCCGACGUCGGGAGGAACGUCAUCCUCACCAGCGGCUGCAUCAUCGGGGCCUUCUGCCAGGUCAACACCUGCGAGGUCAUCCCCGAGAACACCGUCAUCUACGGUUCCGGGUGUAUGAGGCGGGUGCAGACGGAGAGGCCGCAGCCUCAAACACUUCAGCUUGAUUUCUUAAUGAAGAUUUUGCCCAACUACCAUCACUUGAAGAAAACCAUUAAAAUCAGCCACACUGCUAGUUAGUUAAUCUUCCAAAAAAAUGAAAUUGUGGAAGAAUAAUGUAUAUAUUUAUUUUCAUCAGUACUCUUCCUUAAUGGUAUUUUCUAUAAGCCACAACAGUUUACCUUUACCCCGCUGUGCAAAUAUGAGCAGAUACAAUAAAUGUGCAAAGUUUUCACUCA